AUGGUCCUCACGGACGUCAUCAAGCGGUGGCACGUGCUCAAAGGACAGACAGCACUGCUCUGUACUGGGACAGAUGAACAUGGCCUGAAGGUCCAACGAGCAGCCGCCAAAGCUGGCAUUGACCCGAAACUGUUUUGCGACAAAGGCGCCGAGAUCUUCCGAGAACUUGCACGAAAAGCCGAGAUCACGAAUGAUCAUUUCGUACGGACGACGGAUAGAGAGCAUAAGGAAGCUGUCGAGUAUGCAUGGUUCCUGUUGCAAGAGAAGGGCCUCAUAUACGAGCAGAAGCAUGAGGGGUGGUACUCAAUCACCGACGAAUGCUUCUACCCACAGUCAGCUGUACAACCGUACCUCGACCCACCGACAGGAAAGAAGAUGAUGACAUCGAUCGAAACGGGCAGUGAAGUGGAAUGGUCUUCGGAGACAAACUAUCAUUUCCGGCUCUCGGCAUUCCAGGACAAAUUGUUGGAGUUUUACAAGAACAAUCCCGAGUGGAUAGCACCAGAACAUCGCAUGAAGGAGGUUGUGCAGGCCGUUGAAUCAGGAUUGGAGGACUUGUCCAUAUCUCGACCAUACGAACGACUCACAUGGGGCAUUCGAGUCCCCGGAGACGACUCGCAAACUAUUUACGUAUGGCUCGACGCGCUCAUGAACUACGCAACCAAGGCAGGAUACCCAUGGACACCGGGCCGCGAACAAGCAGGCGGUUGGCCUGCCGACUGUCAUGUCAUCGGCAAAGAUAUUGUUCGAUUCCACUGCAUCUACUGGCCGGCUUUUCUCAUGGCCCUUGGACUUCCUCUUCCAAAGAAGAUUCUGACACACGCUCACUGGACUCUUGGAGGGUCCAAGAUGUCCAAAUCAACUGGCAGAGUUGUCGAUCCGUUCCACGCCAUUGAUCGAUUUGGACCGGAUGUUAUGCGCUUCUAUAUGGCUCGUGAAGGUGGUAUACAGGACGAUGCGAGCUACGAUAACUUUCGCAUUAUUGGGUUGUACAACAAGUUCUUGAACCAGCAACUUGGCAACCUAGCUUCUCGUGUUACACGAGGCAAGAAAUGGAGCGUCCGAGGCGCAGUCGAACGCAUUGGUGGAAGUCCAACAGAGGAAUGGGAAGAAGGACCAGGUUCUAAAUUCCGGAAUAACUCUCUCGCCACUAUCGCCUCGCAAGUAGACGCAUCCUUUGAUGCCUAUGAUCCGCGUAAAGCUGCCUCUCAAAUUGCUGAUUUUGUCCGAGGAUCAAACGCAUUCUUUCAGAUGUCACAACCCUGGGACAAGAUAUUGAGCUUCGGUCCGGGCGAGCCUGGCGAGGAUGUCGACAAGAUUAUCUAUCUUGCCGCUGAAGCACUUCGCAUUACCGGCAUUUUACUACAGCCGUACAUGCCGAAUAAGGCACGUAUGCUACUAGACCAGUUGGGCGUACAGCACGAUCGAAGAAGCUUCGAGUACUGCAAGCCUGGCGCUGAUCUAGACUACGGAACUCCAUUGGUGGAGCUGGGUGUAGCGCACAAGGGCGUGUUAUUCCCACCAUUGUCGAGUGACGAGUAG
Messenger RNA from Alternaria atra, 1542 nucleotides. RefSeq lists its product as uncharacterized. Gene Ontology annotation, molecular function: methionine-tRNA ligase activity; ATP binding. The coding region runs from base 1 to 1542 and encodes 513 amino acids. Gene Ontology annotation, biological process: methionyl-tRNA aminoacylation. The transcript has 6 exons. The record is from RefSeq and is a predicted model, not a curated record. NCBI's taxonomy places the organism in Eukaryota, Fungi, Ascomycota, Dothideomycetes, Pleosporales, Pleosporaceae.